AUGGUAUACCUUCAUCACGAUUCAAGAUUAAGAAUCAUUCACAGGGAUUUGAAAGCAAGUAAUGUUUUACUAGAUGCUCAAAUGAACCCGAAGAGAAGAUAUCUGACUUUGGGAUGGCUCGAAUCUUUGGAAAUGAUCAAAUCGAAGAAACGACAAGGAGAUGGUUAUAUGUCACCAGAGUAUGCCAUGGAAGGUCUUUUUUCAAUUAAAUCCGAUGUUUUCAGUUUUGGAAUUCUACUCUUGGAGAUCAUAAUGGGAAGAAAAAACAGUAGUUACUAUGCUGCAAACUCUGUUAACCUUAUUGGACAUUUCCAUAAUAUAUUCCGCCAUAUGCCCAGUUACAACUUAAGUGGACCUGAUUUAAAUUAG
Molecule: messenger RNA, 369 nt
Organism: Daucus carota subsp. sativus
Lineage: Eukaryota; Viridiplantae; Streptophyta; Magnoliopsida; Apiales; Apiaceae
Product: cysteine-rich receptor-like protein kinase 34
Exons: 3
Coding region: 1-369 (122 amino acids)
Biological process (GO): protein phosphorylation
Cellular component (GO): plasma membrane
Molecular function (GO): ATP binding; protein serine/threonine kinase activity
Source: RefSeq, a predicted model, not a curated record